Messenger RNA from Paramecium octaurelia, 1486 nucleotides. The record is from the annotation of a GenBank genome assembly. Lineage: Eukaryota; Ciliophora; Oligohymenophorea; Peniculida; Parameciidae.
UAUUAAUGAGUAGCGACAUAAAGAAACAAAUGAAUGAUUUUCGUAUGGCUCAUUUUUCAGUUGGGUUUGAUAAAUGUAUAGUCAAUUACAUUUCAUGUUAGCUUCUGGCAGUACCAAUUACCUGGAUGAUUAUACUGCCAAAAAACCGGAUAAGGAAUUGCCAACUACUGAAGAAGCUAAACAUUUUGAAGCAUACAUAGCAAAUCCUCGAAAAGCCCAUUUUGAAUUAGGAGAAGACAAUGUCAAUUAUUAAUCUAUUGCAAAAUUAUCAUUUAAUCCAAAAGAAUCACAAAAAGCACAACUGUCUGAAGAAACCUAGAAAGAUCUACGUAAUCAUCAUUUUAAAUUGGGAUUCCACAGUGUCCCAAGUGAAACUGAAUAUUCCCAAUAUAAGAAUCAGCCUUUGGAUAUUCAAAAAAAACAAUAAGUAAAUAUUCGUAAACACCAUCACGACUUUGGAGAUCUGAAAACUUACUUCACAACAACAUAUCAAGACACAAAUAAAGAAUAUCAAGUUUAAAAGGAAGAAUAUCAUGCGCCAGAUAUUCGCAAGACCAAUAUCAAUAUAGGCAAUGUAUCAUUAAUCAAUCAUCUUAGAAUCCAAUGGAUUACACUACUCAUUACGCUCGAUAUCAUGAUGGGUAAUAGAAUCCCCAAGCCCACAGCAAAGGAAAUCUGGAGAAAUUUCUAAAAGAGUCUCAUCUUGUCUUGGGUGAAGAUCCCACAGUCAAGAGUUCACAGAACAAAGAUGCCUUCCAAGGAUAGUAGAAUAAAGAAGUCAUUAGAGUCAAUAAAGAAGUUUUAUUAGAUUUAAGAACAGCUCAUUUUGACUUUGCCUAUCAAAAAGCAGAAAUGCCUUAAACAACAAAAUAAUCAAUGUUCUAAAAAACAGCCAUAGCCGUAUCAUAACCAAACUUACCAACCAGUUCAUUAACCAUUGGUACUCAUGGAUUCUUGAAUGAUCGAUACUAUCAAACUAGUUAUGCUACUAAUUAUGCUAAUCCAAAUACUUAGAAACCAGAACUUGUCAAAGAUCCCAGAAUCACAGCUGUCAAAUUUGGGGACGAAUAAGUAGAUUACAAUACUGAAAAUAAUAGAAAGUAAUAUUUAAUAAUAAUAUUUUAGUUACUAAAUACCAGAAAAAGUAGAUUAAUUUAAAUUGGAUAGAAAUUAGAUAAGAGAUUUAAGAUAACAUCAUUUCUAAUUAGGAACUGACCCCAUUGAAUAUCCAUCAAAAACUAGUCAAAUCACUCCAUAACCUAAUGCUUUGAGUGAAGAUCAACUCAAAGAUUUAAGGAGAUAGCAUUUUGUUUACGGAAGUUAGAUAGGAACAUACAAUACUCACAAUUCUGAAUAUGGCACUAGACAAGGUCCUCCUAAUAAAUUGGACCCAUAACUAUAGAAGGAUUUAAGAAUGCAUCAUUUUGAAGAAGAUGGAGAUAGAGGUUUUUAAACUUCCUACAGGGCCAUGCAGCCAACAUAAUGA